AGGCACAACAGCAUCUGGAGCUCCAACAACAGGACCAGCACCUACAGGUAUAGUUACAGUAACACCACAAAGAUCAACCACAGCAUCUGCUCCAAGUACAAGAGGAACAGGUGCACCAGCCACUACAAUACCGGUAGUACAAACAACCGAAGAAGUAUGUCACAUGGACCUGGAUACUGUUGAUGAAUUGGAAACAACCAGAACUACUUCUGAUAAUAUUGCCAAUCCAGACAGUACAAAGAUUGACAGCGAAGACCCAUGGUAUCCGAAGAAUCUGGAUGAAGAACCAAAUCCUUAUGUGGAUAUUGAGUUUUCGAAACCAGUCAGAAUGACAGCUCUACAAAUACAAGGAGAUGGUCCCAAUACUGUCACAGAGCUCUCCAUCUUUUACAAAGAACCAAAUUCCGAGACCUUAACCAGAUGGAAUAAAUUGGUAACAAUUCCAGAUGAUGAUGAUAAUUCCAUACCAGCGAAGCUUGAACUUCCUAAAGACUUCCCAAUUGUUGAAGCCAUAAGAGUUGAAAUAGUGUCCUAUGAUGAUAAUGA
Anneissia japonica is the source of this 546-nucleotide messenger RNA. RefSeq lists its product as uncharacterized. The annotation marks the transcript as partial. NCBI's taxonomy places the organism in Eukaryota, Metazoa, Echinodermata, Crinoidea, Comatulida, Comatulidae. The record is from RefSeq and is a predicted model, not a curated record. The transcript has 2 exons.